ACAGAGUCUCGAUAAAAAAUCAGAGGCGACGGGUGGAGCGCCCCACCGGAGCUUACACGAUAUUGGCUGACUCGUGACGUGAGUGUCAGUCUGAUAGCUUGGACGAUCAGAUUCAGAGUUGAUGGACGGCGGCAAAGAAGGAGGAGGAGAAGAAGAAGAGUCUGCGAGAGAGGCGCUUAGAGAUCGUCUCCGACUCUCUUCCAUCUCCAUCGCCCAAUCCCAAGCGCUUCGAGAUGGCAUGGACGUUUCCGAACCAGUCCUGGCCUGCAUUGCCGACUUAUCCUUCAAAUAUGCAGAGCAGUUGGCCAUCGACGUCGAGCAGUUUGUACGACAUGCUGGUCGCAAGUGUGUGAACAUGGAAGACGUCAUCCUCUCCGCGCAUAGGAAUGAGCAGCUAGCUAGAUCACUGAGGUCUUUCUCCAAUGGAAUUAAAGUGAAAGAACCCCAGUCCGAGAAGAAGCGGAAAAAAACAUCAUCAAGAAAGGAAGAGAAAGCUGCUCCGAGCACAAUCCAUGUUCUUGAUCUCUGAUGCAUCGACCGUGUGGGGUUUGUAUCUGAGAAAGUAGGAAAGCAGCUCAUCUGGUAAGAAAGCCUUAGGUAGCUAGCUCGAGGAAUGUACAUUUAGUAACUCAAGCACAACACAUCUUUCUGAACAAUGUUGGAUGACGUUAUCUAGACUUGCUUACUCUUUGCCACACUUAAACUCGGAAGGUAUGCUAGUGACAAUUCUUCGUAUAUAUCUGGAAAUGCAGUAACAUGAUGUGCCUUUGCUUUGAA
Punica granatum (pomegranate) is the source of this 777-nucleotide messenger RNA. The record is from RefSeq and is a predicted model, not a curated record. Lineage: Eukaryota; Viridiplantae; Streptophyta; Magnoliopsida; Myrtales; Lythraceae.